AAAAAAAAAAAACAUGGCGGGCUAGUGUGUACAUGGAGUCCGCUAUUUGCCAUUCCUCGUCGAUAAAUGAAAGCUUACUUCUGCCGGCAAACGACACACUCUUCAACAGGUCAACAUGUUUCGCCGGUCAAGGUUUAGUAUUCGGCCCAAUGUCGGUACGGCAGGGAGAACAGCAGCAACACCUCAGGAAGCCCCUGCAGCAAGUCAGGAGGCCAGUGAGACCCCCAGAGACAUCAGUGAGAGCAGCACUCCUACUGCUGUGGCAGAUACCAAGUCUGUUGUGACUCCAUCAGAGACACCUAUAGCCCCAGGGGACGGCAAUGACCAAAAUGGGGAAGGUACGGGUUCCGCGGCUGCAGUCCAGAGAAGGAAGCGGUUUUCUGUCAAGCCCAAAGUGGCCCCAGGGCGCCCCUCCACCCUUGCUCGGACGCCAAAGUCCCCUGUCAAGACAGCCCCUGAAAUUCCUGUUGAAGGCCCCGGCCCAGACCUUGACAACCCAACAGCAUCCAGCCAAACUGCGACUACAGCAGCCCCUAAAGGACUCCAGUCCCCAAGGCGACGAAGGCCUUCAGAAGAGAGCAAGCAGCCCAAAGUGCAACCUAAACCCACCCCCAUCUCGUCUGACUCUUCAGGACCUUCAGCUGUCCCUCUAGCUGAGGAAUCACCGGAACAAACUGAUCUGCCAACAGACAGCGACAGACACUUAGAAAGCAAGGCAGGCAGUCAGGUUAAAGAAGUUCCUCCCAGACUACCGAAUAAAGUCCCCCCCUCUCUACCAGACAAAGAAGCUGUUGAAGUAUCAGAGAAGGCCAAGACUCUAGUUUCAUCUAAGAGUGGACUUUCACUGUCACCAUCGGCGUUCUCCUUGAGUAGACUCCUGAAUGACCCAUCCGACUUACAGAGGCUGGCAAAGGCCCAAAAGCUCAGAGAGUUGCUCAGGCAGGAGAGGCACAAAGAAAAGAAACUCAGGAAAGCUAAGGCACGUGCAAAGGAAUAUACUUUAGAUCCUGCCAAAAUGACCAUGAGGGACCUUAUCCGUUAUCUCCCAAUGUCUAACCCCAUGACAUCUAGUUUAGAAGACUCAGCUCAGGAGAAUGAGACUGUGGUCCCUCCUUCGCCGGAAAGAGAGGAGUCUCCAGAGAGAGCACAGGAACCUGAAGUCCUCCCUAAAAUGGCAAGUCCGAGGGAGGAGGAGGAAGAGGAGGUAGCAGAGGAAGAGCAGGAGGAAGCGCUCAUGGUUCCCCAGGUCAAAGUAGCAGAGGAUGGCUCACUGAUCAUCGAUGAAGAGAGCUUGACGGUGGAAGUCCAGCGAGCAAAAGGACCAAACCCAGCACAGGAUCGAGACCCCAUCUUUGAGCGUGGGUCCACUACGACUUACUCAAGCUUCAGGAAAGGAACCUAUUCGAAACCCUGGUCCAGUGAAGAGACAGACAUGUUCUUCCUGGCCAUUAGUAUGGUGGGGACAGACUUCUCCAUGAUUUGUCAACUUUUUCCUCACAGAGCUCGAUCAGAGAUAAAGAACAAAUUCAAAAAAGAAGAGCGAGAGAAUGCCUGGAGGAUUGAUAAAGCUUUCAGAGAGAGGCGAAAGCUGGACAUAGAGUAUUUUUCUAAGCUGCUAGAGAAAAUUCUGGAGGUUCAGAAAAACAGGAAGAAACUCAAGUCACUCGCUGAGAAGAACUCCCCCAGGAAGCUCAAGAGAAAGGCAAAGGGCAAAAAAGCUGCAAGGAAACUGAGCGAUGUGGAGGAGGAAGAUGAGGAAGAUGAUAAUCAAGUUCCUGAAUUGGAGGAUGAGGAGGAGGGAGAGAAAGAGAAUGAUGGAGAAGCCCCUGUUUCUAAGCCUAAGAAACCACGCAAAAGAAAGAAUAGAAAGGCUGCCUUGAAUGAGGAACCAAAUGAUAAGAAAAGCAAAACAGCUGAAGACAGUAAUGAUCAAGAUGAGGUGUGCAUACCUGAAGACUCUGGGGCUGCACUUCCUGAAGAUCAUACAAGUUCAGAAACGUCUGAAAAGACUGAGAAUGUGAAUGCAUCCAAAGACACUGCAGUCAAGCCGGCUAAACUCUCACGAGGCAGAGCACCAAAACCACUACUUCCUUUGGGCCGCAAGUGGGGUAAAAAGCCUCCACCACCCUCCACAAAGGCCGAAGAUACUGCGUCAGAUAAAGGGGACGAGAGUGUGACUGAUGGAGCCUCUAAAGAGCAGGUAAACAAAGAUUCAUCACCUUUAAGGCAAGCUAAUAAGUGGAAGUCAGCCAAUGCUGACGAUACCUCUGAAGAAGAAGAUGCCACCGUUCAACCUCCAAGACCUACCAGGUAUGGGAGAGUGCCCAAACCCACCAAGCCUUUGACUUACCCUGCCAAAGAAGAUGCACAAACCUCUGCAUCUGAGACCACUCCCACCUCACCAGUAGGGUCCACUGCUUCUGCUGCCAAGCCUAAACCCAAAUACGCAGCGAAGAGGGGAAGAUCAUCAAAGCAACAAUCAACCCAAGAGUCCAAAAAGCCCAAACUAGUCACCCUCAGGGCAUCUCAAUCAGAAUACAGUGAUGAGGAGGAUGAAAAGCAGCAGGACCACGAAGAGAUAGAGGAGGAGGAGCACCCUUCAGGUAGCCCCAGUAAGGACAGCAGUGCCCCUGUGUUUGUGCCUGCCAGUCUGCGUUCUCCACAUCCUGUGAUUUCAGAGGUAGAAGAGACUAUGGAGGAGCUUGAUAUCUUGGCCAAUAUGCCUGAUGUGUUGGGCAUCUCCCAAGAUGCCCUUUGCCCUGAUGCCUCUUGUGAGCAGGCACAAAAUGAGACGGGCACAGUUGAACCAUGCGAACAUCAGUUGGACCUGCUGGUCGAUGUUAUAGACUUCCUUUCUUCAGAACACACAGAAGUAUCUGAGGAUGAGAGCUACAAUGAGGCUGCCCAAACCCUGUUGACCAUUGGCAACCUGACUCAUCUCCCUCAGUCAGCACAGAACCAAAUAGCUACACAAGAUCACACAACAGGGACAACAUCAGUAAGUGUGAAAGAAACCAGACAAGAACUAGACGAAGAAACUGCAUCAAAGCCUGCUGCACAAGAGGAAAACGGUACCACUCCUCUCAUUUCUGGUCAUGGAGUCACAGAAACAUCAGAGACUAUCGCUACUGUAGAGCCACAAAACAGCACAACAGACAAUGGUGCUGUUCCCAUUAUUGAAACUAGUGAUCAGAUGUGUGGUGAGCAGAAGACUAUUUCUGAUAUGGACCCUAGCCUUCAAUUACAGUCAAGUCCAGAGGGCUCAAAGAAAAAUUCUGCACAGCCCAAGAGAGGACGCUUAUCCAAGGUGAAACCUAAACCUAACCUAGGCCGAGCCUCAAGGACUGCACAGCCCAAAUCCCAAACUGACACAUCAACAGAACAGACAGCUGAAGAGAACAACGCAGAUGCUGCCAACCUUCAGGUCACUGAAUCACUAUCCGUUUCUGAAGAAACAACCCCUAAGAUAACAGAAUAUUCUCCACCAUUGUUAAUAGAUGACGUUUCCUGUGAUGAAGUCAAACUUACAAAAGAGUUUCCUGUCAGUCAGGAGAGGUCUGUCGAUGAGGUAGAAUCAGGUGCAGCAAAAUCAGAUCAGAGUGCCUCAGAAAACACUGCGAGUCACUGCUUUUCUGAUGCCCAGUUUGAACCCAGUCGGGAACAAGCCAGCAGGGACACAACGUCAACAUCUGAGUCCUCAAAUGAAAAACGGAUUACGAGUUGCUUUAAUAAUUCAGCGACAUCUGACACAUCAGUCGCCGAGUCACAAGUUGAACACGAGUCAAACACAGAUUGUGUUACAGUCCAAGAAGACAGUCAACAUUCUGUUGCUUUUGUCACACCUUUAGAAGAUUUACCUGUCAGCCAGAAAGAGAGUGAAGUAACACAGUCUACUUGCCAGUUUAAAAGGAGUAGAUUGCAAAAAGUUAAACCCAAACCAAACCUUGCACUGAUGUCAAGAACUGCACGGUCUAAACCUCAAACCACAAAAGACUCUUUAGAGAAAGACUCCAGCCCAACUCCAAUCUCCAACAUCCAUGAAAAAACAAUAGUAGAGGAUGAACCAGAAGCAACUUGUGGCACUUCUCCUGAAAAACCAAGUAAAAGCACUGGUCCUGCUUCAGUUUUGAUACCAUCAUUACAAUUAGGCUGUACUCUUACACCUGCAAAAGAUCUGUCUAAAACUGAGGAGAAAAGGACAGAUGUUGGACUUGUUGGUCAGGUAUGCUCUGGUGCUGGAACAUCAGAUCAGAGUGGCUCAGAAAACCAGAGCAUUUCUGAAGCCCCUUUUGAACCCAGUAUCAAAGAUACAGGAUCAACAUCUGAGUCCACAGAUAAAAAAGGGACAAUUCAAGAUGGUACAACAGAGAGUAGUAAUAACCUGGUGACAUCCGGCUCAGCUGUCACAGAAUUAAAAGUUGGACAAGACUCACCCCCAGUCCAAGAGAGCAGUGAACAUCCUGCUACAUGUGUUACACCCGUAGAAGAUUUACCUAUCAUAUGUAAAGAUGAGAGUGUCGCAUCUGCUUGCCAAACUAGGAGAGGGCGAUUACAAAAAGUCAAACCCAAACCAAACCUAGCACAGAUAUCAAGAACUGCACGGUCUAAACCUCAAACCAUGAAAGACCCUGUUACGCACAUGCAGCUUGUGGAGAGACCCUCCAGCCCAAUUUCAAAGCCUGGAUCUUCUGACAAUACAUUAGCAGAGGUAGAAGCACAGCCAAUUUGUAGUAUCACUGUUCCUGUAAAACCAAGUCAAAGUACUUGUAAUGCUUCAGUUUCAGUACCAUCAUUGGAAUUAUGCACUACUCAUAAACCCACAGAGGAAUCAUCCUCAACUAUGGAACAAAAGACAGAUGUUGAACCCAACUCAAGCUCAGAGAGUUCAGAACCAAAUGUACCCCAAAGACGACGACACUUCCCCAAGGUCAAACCAAAUUUAGGAUCAUCCACCAGAACUACAGAGACAAAACUGCAGCCAAAGAAUAUUAGUAAACCCUCAGAACAACACUAUAUGGACACCUCUUCAAAUGUAACCUCAGAACAACAACCUGCGGACAAUUCACAAACAGAACUGAAACUUGCAGAGAAUGACUGCAAGCGCUUGACACACUGUACAUUAAAUACAGAACUCAUCUCAACAAAAUCUGCACCUGCAGAGUCAGAAAAGACACUAGACAGCACAAAUGAUAAGGGUACGUCUUCUGAUGGUAUUGUCAUAGCAACAUCUUGGGUUGCUGAGAAUCAGUCUGUGUUGACAGACUCAGUUCCUGAAAAUAAAAGCAGUGAGAAAUUCACAUUUGAGAGGGAAUCCACAGGAGACAAAAUGUCAACCAAUGACAGGGUAGACGUUGGACCUGCUUCACAAGGGGAUUGCAAGCUGGAUAUGUCCACAGGAGUUACAGAGUCAAAUACCCAACCUCCAGAUGACGCAACUGCGGCUUCAGAUGUUCAGUAUUCAGAAGAUGGCUCCACAGAGUCAAAACUAAAUUAUGUAUUGGCUGCUAGUCCCUACUUAAUACCAGAUCCAAAACAAAGCAGCCAUCAGCCAUGGCCAGAAAGUGACUCAGAAGUACAAAGUCAAGAUAUAACCCAACGAUGUUCAGAGACCAGGGAAACUAAUCAAAUAUCAAAUGACAACUCUCAAUAUGCACAAAGCACGGAUGAAACACAGUCAGAGCUGACUGACUCCUUUGAGUCUUCAAAUAAAGCCCUUCAAACUCACAGAGGCAGGCUUAUUAAACCCAAACCCAACCUGGGAUGCAGCAGUCAACCUCCACAACCCCAACAAGUCCAGAACACAACAAAAGCAGAAGCAGAUUCUGGUACUAGCUCAGAAGGUGUGGAUGCUUCAGUUUCCUACAAACCUGUGUCUAAAAGCCAGCCUGACAUUCAGGCACCAGUAGAGGAAGCUAUUGAACCACAAAGUAACCAAGAGUCCCCCUCAGAUGAUGCUGGGUCGUUGAUGGGCUGCUUGUCACAUAUUAUUGAACAACUGAGUCAACACGACUCCCCUCCAGAUGAUGCUGGAUCCUCUUUGAGUUGUGUGACACAAGUACCGGACAAUUCUUCUCAGAACACAUCAACAUUAAAUACAGAGGGGACACAAAGUCAUCCAAGUCUCACAAUAUUUCCAGACAUGCUGUCGGCGCAGGUGCCUUCAGAUCCAGAUGAACCGUUUUUCAUCCUCUCACUGACUGAGAUCCCAGUCUCUUCAUCAGGGGAGGUGAUGGACAGUGCAGCUGGACCCCUCCCUUAUCAUCGUGUGGCAGAUGAAUCAACACAGCAACAGAGCGGUGUUCCCGGAGAGAGUUUGGCAGCAACGAGAGAUGGGUCUCUCUCUAAUGUCCCUGUGCCCGUGUCCACAGAGGAGAGUGGUGAAAUGGGCCUAAUCAGUGUAAAAGAUACUGGGCCAGACACAGCUGCACAUAUAGAUUUGAUCAUGGAGAAUCCAGUGGAUCCACAUGAGAGUACUACAGUUCAGCCGCCCAAAUUACCUGAGACUGUAGAGAUUAAUGAUGAGACUGAAGUCCCCCCUACAAAGAAGAGACUAACAGGAACUGGAAGAAGAACCAAACUGCAGGUUAAGCCCAAUACUACAAGGAAGAAACAAGCCAGCAAGGCUCUUUCUACAAACACCAACCAGGACUCCGAACUUCCUGGGUCUUCCAUGCAGCGAGAAGCCUCUGAUGCAUCAACAAAAGUGGGCGAUGAGGUCGUCGCUGAGCCACAGGAAAGAAGUGGUGAUCUUGUAAACAUUGAAAAGGAGAUUCCGGCAGGUGGGAAGGGCCCUGAGGAUAGCAGCUCAGUAGUAGAAACUCAGACUACAACGACUAAGGGGACAAGCAUUGAGAAUAGCACUGCCCCUUCAAGUGAUCUUUCACCUGGCAAAGCAGCUCCCACGGGCCCUAAGGUCAAAACCACACACACAAUGAGAAAACACUCUACCCCAACACCUGUAGCUUCAACAUCACACAAUGUCGUUCCCACACCCAGUCCGACAAAGCUGCCAGAGGAAACCCACUCAGCAUCCUCUACCGCUUCACCUACACUAACAGAGGUGGAUAUUGGACAGACCACUGAACUAAACCGACUAUGUUCAGACCCAACUGCUAGCACUUCUCAGUGUACAGCUGAGGUUUCAGCUUCCCAGCAAAGUGACUGUGUGGAGAGCAGCUCUAUAGAGGAGGAGCCCACCAGUGUGUCUCAGUACUUCCUUAGUGAUAUAUUUACAGAAGUGGAAGAGGGAUAAAAGCCAUAUAGAGGUGGAGUGAGAGGAGGAACUUGCCAGUGGCUUAACUUUUAUUCAAUUUUUGUUGUGUGAAGUUAUCUCUGUAAAGGUUAAUUUAUAACUAAAAGGCUAUUUUUUUGUUUUGUUUUUUGCUGUCAGUUGUAAUGAAGUGGAGCUGAAUUUACUAUACUGAAAAAGUUUUCACUUUCACAAGCACUUUGAAUAGUGAAAGUGCUUGUGAAAGUGAAAAUGCAUUUGUCACAUUGGUAAAUCACUAGUUUGACUGAAGGAGGUGGCAGCUUUUUCCCAUCAGUUCCUUAUUUUUAUGCCUCAAAAUUCUUAAUUUGUAUGUUAACCAGCUGUGACAAUGCAAAACACUGUACAAUAGCAAACUGGCUCUUGUUUUUUGUUUUUUUUUAUUUGUUUUUUGGGUGGGUCUCAGGAAGAAGAACAUAACUGAAUUACUUGACAGCAUGUACAUUUGUAUAUUUAAAUGUAUUAGCUUUUUAAUGCCUCUUCUGUGUAUUUUAGUGCUAUUUUUUUUAUUAAUUUCUUCUAAUCUGAAACAAAUUUUUAUUUGUAUUUGAUUAAAAAAAAGGAUGUCUAAAAAUUGGCUUUUAUUUAGAAAACAGACAUCAGAUACAGAAUAUAAUUUAGUAAAAUUGCAUCAGUAUAUUCUGCAAAUUCACCCCAUACAGAGCAAAGGUAGUCAAACUUUAUUUAAGGAAAAUAACUGCCAUCUAGUGUACAUUAAGACAAUUUGUCAAGUGUAUAUAGUGUAGAUCAGUAGAACGCUCAGAGGUCCUUGUACAGCUAUGCAGCAUUCACAUUAUUAUGUAAUAUUACCAUUAUACUUGAAACAAAAACACAUCAUGUGCCCUUAAAUGUUUCAUUAAUAUAAUUUAAAUUAAAACAUGAAAUUCUAUAAGACCUGAAUAAAAAGUGUUCAUCUGCCAAGUUUUGUAAAAAAUAUUGCUAGUAUAUAACACCAGUGCUAGCAGUAUUAUAAAAAAAAAAAAUACUGCUGAUAUUAUGAAAAUAUUGCUAGUAGGGAUAGACAGUGAGCACCUCCAGCCGUAAAGAAUGCUGUGCAAUUUUAGAUACUGAUGGGUAGUUUUGACAUUAUCCCCUGUUGCUUUUACGUUGACCUUUUUCUGAUAGAACUCAUGGGGCUGAAAAUGUAUGGCUGACGGACCUUGAAUAGUAGUACAUGACAAGCUGCUUUGAGACAUCGAAAUCCUGUAUUUAUGUCCUGGUUUUGCACCACAGAAGGGAUUUACAUACCGAGGCACAGUAAGGACACAACCCAUUGCACCAUACAUGAAUGCAAUCCAAUUAUUCACAAUACCACAGCUCAUGACCUCAGAAAUGAGUGUAAUCACCUCUCUGACACUAAAAAUGGAACAUUACUGUAUCCUGUAUGUAAGAUUAUUUUUGAAGCAAUCUGUGCUUUCUAUUUAAUAAAUUGUAGAAACUCAA
Xiphias gladius (swordfish) is the source of this 8710-nucleotide messenger RNA. Its product is annotated as transcription factor TFIIIB component B'' homolog. Lineage: Eukaryota; Metazoa; Chordata; Actinopteri; Istiophoriformes; Xiphiidae. The record is from RefSeq and is a predicted model, not a curated record. Gene Ontology annotation, cellular component: transcription factor TFIIIB complex. The coding region runs from base 116 to 7252 and encodes 2378 amino acids. The transcript has 30 exons. Gene Ontology annotation, molecular function: TFIIIC-class transcription factor complex binding. Gene Ontology annotation, biological process: RNA polymerase III preinitiation complex assembly.